Molecule: messenger RNA, 998 nt
Organism: Solanum pennellii
Lineage: Eukaryota; Viridiplantae; Streptophyta; Magnoliopsida; Solanales; Solanaceae
Product: RNA-binding motif protein, Y chromosome, family 1 member A1-like
Exons: 4
Coding region: 84-590 (168 amino acids)
Biological process (GO): mRNA splicing, via spliceosome
Cellular component (GO): catalytic step 2 spliceosome; precatalytic spliceosome; U2 snRNP
Molecular function (GO): RNA binding
Source: RefSeq, a predicted model, not a curated record
ACCCAUAUUCAUUCGGAUCAGCCCUUUUACCACUGUGUUUGCCUCUUCCUUCGGAACCCCCAAAUUUAAUUUAGGGUUUUGCAAUGGCUCUGUUUUGCUCACUCUGUAAUAAUUCCUCAAUUUCACCUUCUCCAUCGUUUACAUCAUCUGCAGUUCGACAUGUCUCGGCUUUCAAACCCCAAUUUUUAUCUCUACCAAUUUUUAGUUUUAAGCAGAGUUAUUUAACUGACCUGUCUCAGAAGAAAUCUCACUUCCCCAAGUGCUCGGAUUCAUCAGUUGAGCAACAAAAUGAUGAUGAUAAUUCUACUACAAUUAUAUUCCUCAAAGGACUAGCAAAGUCAACACCCGAGGGAAGAUUGAAGGUGGUCUUUUCACAAUUUGGAAAUGUCAACCGAGUCAAGAUCUUAACUGAUAAGAAAAGUAAGGAAUCUUUGGGGUUUGCAUAUAUCUGGUUUCCCGAUAAUGAAUCUGCACAAUCUGCUAUCGAAGAGAUGAAUGGAAAGUUCUUAGAUGGCAGAUUUAUACAGGUUCAGAUGGCAAAGCCUGGAUCUUGCAAGCCAAACGUCAAGUCAAUGCCUUACAAGUUCUAGUGAACCCUGAUCUAGCUUCUGGCUCGCAUUAGCAGACAAUGGACAUGAACUAAGGAUACUCAGCCUAUCAGGCAUGGAUGAAUCCAUGAUUCAGCAGCGCUCAAGCAAACCUUGUUGACAAUCAAAAGGAGCUAUUCGAUGCUAUAGCUGAACUAGGCUAUGCUUGCUAUGUAGACUUUAGUUUGUGCUGUGCAUAUGUAUACCCUAUAACUUCUGUAUCUUUUGACAAUUUAUAAGCUCUGCCAAGUUUUAACACACAAAUAAGAGAAAAGGCUAGUUGGUAUUUUGCUAUGUUGCUAUUUUUUAUUAAUGCUGCCAACUCCAUAUGUAAACUGCUAUGUUGCUGCUUGCUACUUAUGUUUUAACAAUCAGUAGGAUUUGAUAAAUGGAUCAAGGCCACCUCUUGCA